This is a messenger RNA of Mucor mucedo, 622 nucleotides long. RefSeq lists its product as uncharacterized. NCBI's taxonomy places the organism in Eukaryota, Fungi, Mucoromycota, Mucoromycetes, Mucorales, Mucoraceae. The transcript has 3 exons. The coding region runs from base 100 to 438 and encodes 112 amino acids. The record is from RefSeq and is a predicted model, not a curated record.
GUGCAAUUAUACUGGUCUGCUGGUCUUCUGGCCGGAAUUCCUGUAAGUGGUAUAAAAAAAAUACGUUUGAAAAAAAUACGGAGGUCUAGACAUUUCCGUAUGUCUAUGCAAACACAAGGGGUCUUCCUGAUGAAUAAGGAGCAGAAGGCGGUAGUCCCGGUUGACUUUAAAGAAAAGGAUAUAUCCAUGAUUCCUUUCAUUCAAUUUUAUUUGACUGUAGCGACUGGGUGUGAAGAAACCUUGGAAGUAAUCAAGCAGCUAAAAAAAGAACACAAAAUGACGGUGAAUGCAGCGACGGCAAAUGGAAAUCAGGAUUCUAGACUAAAUUUGUUAAGCAUUGUCAAUCCAAGCAUAAUCAGGCUAAACGAAGGAAAACAUAUGAACGUUGUCGCAGAAGAAGGGCCCAUGAGUGCACCUGGUAGCCCGGAUUGCAAUUGAAAACACUUUUAAUUUUUUUUUUAACCUUUUUUUUCUGUAUAAAUUCCUUUGUUCCAAUAUUAUAACAAUAUCUUCUAUCUCUGUUAAAAAAAAACGCGAAUUAGACCUGGUAAACCCGUAAAUUGAGAAUCAAAGAAACCACAAAUUAACCAAUAAAAAAAGCGCAAAUAGGGGUUCAUGGUGG